Molecule: messenger RNA, 3929 nt
Organism: Helicoverpa zea (corn earworm)
Lineage: Eukaryota; Metazoa; Arthropoda; Insecta; Lepidoptera; Noctuidae
Product: beta-1,4-glucuronyltransferase 1
Exons: 5
Coding region: 373-1689 (438 amino acids)
Molecular function (GO): glucuronosyltransferase activity
Source: RefSeq, a predicted model, not a curated record
CCACGGUCUCUCUGUUUGUGUUAUUUACUAAUUAAAACAAAAGAAUUUCAUGACAUUUAUUACCGUUAAUAAACAUAGAAAAUAGUCUUUAUACAGUGAAGUUGUGUUUUCAGAGUUAUCCGUUAAUUUUUGUCAGACAAUAACCUCAAUUACAAUGCAGGUGUUAUUAAUAAUUCCGAGUGUGUAUUUUAGCAAGUGUUAUUUAUAUUCAUGAGAAUUAGUGUAUUCGGUGUUGUUAUAUUGAAGAUGAUAUAACUGUUUUAAUUUUUGCCUGUAUAAACGGAGACUUGAAGGAAAUAAACAAAAUGCUGUCGUCCAGAUGAUAUCUGAGUAACGGCCCAGUGCAGACAUUAGAGCCUAGAAACAAAACAAAUGGGCAAAAGAAGAGAUAAAGUGCGGAGUUGGCGGUUCCAAUGGAGCGUGGUGAUGCUAGCGGCGGUGGCGCUGGUUGCCUACAACGCCGUCGCCAACCUGUGGCUGCUGCACCCCGCCUCCUGCCCCCUGCACCCCACCGCGCCGCCCUCCGACCCCCCCACCUGCGAGCCCUGCAUCGGCACUAUCCCCAACUCCGGCCUAGAUGACGACCCCAUCUACAGACUUGAUCUGCGACUAGGCAGAUGGGAUGGCAGCCGAUCCUACAGAUUAUUUGACUAUGCAGCAGUCGGGGACCAGUACGCCGAAGUGUCUAGCAACCACCGCGUCUGCCUCGCCACACAAAGCUCCAUAGAGAGACUCCACGAGCUGCUAAGGAUAGCGGCUCAUUGGACUGGACCAAUUUCAGUAGCAGUAUUCGUAGCAGGGGACGAAAUGAGACUGUUACGUGCUUUCACAACUUGGCUGUUUAGAUGCCAACCUGAGAUAUAUUCAAGAAUUGCUUUACACGUUACGAUGCCUGCGGAAAGACCAGGGUUACAUGGUAAGAUGCCAACGUGGGCGAGAGACUGUGAUACGAAUCCCCUGCCACCCGGAGAGAGGAGAGCUGAUACCGUCGCGUGGAGAGCGAGGCAUCCGUACCCUCAGAAUCAUAUGAGGAACUUAGCGAGGAAGAACUGCCAAACGCCGUUCGUCUUUUUAGUGGACGUUGAUAUCGUGCCCUCCAAAGGCAUGGCAGAUGCGUUAGAUAAGUUUCUCGCGACCACUCCCAAGUGCCCUCUAUGUGCAUACGUGGUGCCUACCUAUGAGCUAGACAGAAGAGUCGCCAAGUUCCCUGCGAACAAAUCUGAGCUGGUGAGACUCUCGAAAAGUAAGCUAGCGAUACCGUUCCAUAGGAAAGUGUUCAUUUAUAAUCAGUACGCGUCGAAUUUUUCCCGAUGGGAAGCAAGCGGCGGCAAUGAGACUGCGCAGACACACAUCAGCCACAACGUGACGAACUUCGAGCUGUUGUAUGAACCGUUCUACGUGGCCACUGACACCGUGCCUCCUCAUGAUGAGAGGUUCCUUGGAUACGGCUUCACUAGGAAUACACAGGUAUACGAGAUGUUCCUAAUCGGGUACCAAUUCAAGGUGCUAUCUCCUAUCUUCACAAUCCACUGGGGGCUGCAAGCCAGAAGAAACCGCCCCCUCUGGCGGGAGAAACAAAACGAAAAGAACAGAAAACACUUCGAAACGUUCAAAAGGGAACUAUUCGCGAGAUAUCGGAAAGAUCCCCUACAUUUGUUGAGAAGACCCCAACAAGGGAAGAAGACCUAGGCAUCGCGAGGCCGCGCAGUCACCGCCGGCCUCGGAAUUAUAAUAACUAUAGCUUCUUGGCUCUUCUGACAAAGGCGUAGUCAGAAGAGAUGGACUUUGGACUCUGUGCCAUAAAUUGCGCUUAAUGUGUCAGUUGUAUUGGAUCUUCUUAGUUUCUGACAAAAGAAGAAGGUAUAUUAAGUGUUGUGACGUGAUAAGUCUGUGGAAUGACGUUUUCAAUGUUUGUGGGAAUUUUAGAAAAUGUGGUUCGAAAUGAAUUUGUAUAUUUCCUCGGUCUACGGUAUUUUAUUGUAGCAUAAAGAAAACUUAUGAAUAUUGUAUACUUGUAGUAAUAAGCUUUCACUUUUAGUUAUACUUUAUGUGUGUAGGUAAUAACCAAAUGUAGUGACAAAAGUACAUGGUUAGCAAGGAUUUGUUUUACAUUUUAAUCUGUAUAUAUAAAAAUAUAUUAUAUUAUAUAUCUUUGUAUAUAUUCAUAAUACAAUAGUUGUAUAUAAGUAUUGAGUAACUGUUGUAUAUUGUGUUAUUAUAAUAAUGAUUAUCUUUACAUUCCAAAGAAAUGUGUUCUAUUUUAUAAAGUACAUAACUUGAUUGGUCCAAGAAGUAUUAUUUAUAAUAUCGAUGUUUUUUAAAUAUAAAUUAUGAAAGUGGCACUAGUAUAGUUCCUUUUCUUAUAAUUUAGCACAAAUGAAGGCAUAAACUGAAAUGCCUCGAAGUAAAAUUAUGCAGCUUUGGUUAUUUUGGUAUCAGUCGAGGCACAACUUAAAAAAUUGUAUUGUCUAAUGACCCCUACUAAUUGACCUCUUAAAUCAGUAGAUUUUGUUUCACUUUUAUUGUUAAGUCUAUUUACCCGGGGUAAGCCAUUAAAUUUAAAUUAAAUUAUUUUUGUCCUCCGACUAAGUUUACAUAAUAAUUUAAUUUAAAUACGUUUUUUUUUUUAAAUUGACAAUCGUUCUUCAUUAUGCUGCAAACUGCACUAACAAAAACAAAAUAAGUUCAGUUCUGCUGACCACGUAUCGUCAACUACGUCAUAGAUAUUAAGUUAUAUAAAAAAUAUAUGAAUCUGCGUAUAUAUCUAAAUAAAGAUAGACAGUGUUGUGAUUAUCUUGUUGUGAGGUAUUACAAUUUUCAUUUACAAAUAAUAUGUUAAGACUAGCGACACGGCAUAGAACUGUUAUCAUCAAUUAGGUAUAAUAAAAACUUUUUUUAUCCUCAUCAGUUGUCGAAAACCACAUGAAAAUCUGUUCAGUAGUUAUUGAGUUUAUUGCUUAGUCAUUGUUCUUAGGUUUUGAAUACGUUUCUUGUAACUGUUCCAGUGUAAUUUUUAUGUGUAGUAAAAGGCUCUAAACCAUUUUCUUUAAUCACAGAUAUACAAAACAUGUUGCUAGAUUUUCCUAUCAUUGUUACUUUAGUCAUUAAAAGGCACAACUUUUUGUACAUUUUUACUAACGAGUCUAGGUUGUAAAUUGUAAUUAUUAGUUACAAUAGCAUGAUCGUGCCUCGAUUAGAUAAACUUUUGCUCGCUAUUAUUUUAUACCUGCCUCGAUUUGAGAAAUUUUUACUCGCAAUUAUUUUAUUUCUGCCUCAAUUUGAGAAACUUUUGCUCGCAAUUGUUUUUUCACUGCCUCGAUUCGUGGUCACGUGCAUUUUUUGUCUUUUGUUACAAUAAUGUUUAUAGUAAAGAUAGUUGAAUAGUAAUAUUAUAAAUGACUGUUAGCUAUUUACGUUUCAAAGCACUAAGUAGGGCUACCUGUGAAAGUGUGAUAUUGUCUGUAAGCGAUUAAUUAUAAACAUGUACGUAGAGUAUUGAUUUCUGACACUUACACGCGAAUAUUAGACAUUUAAAUAAAACUAUUUUUGCGGAUUGUAUAUUAAUAUAACCGCGAUAAAAUCCGUAAAAGUAGUUACAUUUAAACGUACGUAGAAUAUUAUUAUUUCGUAGAACUGUAUUAGAAUAAGAGAAACUUCUUUAUACUCUUGUUGAAACAUCCCUAUCGUUUUAUAUUUACCUAGUACAAUUAUAAUUUAAUGUUUACAUAGCUAACAAUAUUAUUUUAUCACGGUUUUGUUAUACUGAUUUAUAUAUAUUUAAAAUAUUGUUUAUUAAUAGCAAGAAAUGAUCAUGGUAAUAAUGAAAUGAGAAUUUGUGAAAGCCGGCUGCAAAAUCAUUUUAUAAAAGCUUUAUUUAACAUCCAGAUUUAUUCCUUGGAAAGGAGUUUUCAAUAAACAAGUUCUCGAAA